Molecule: messenger RNA, 2053 nt
Organism: Nerophis ophidion (straightnose pipefish)
Lineage: Eukaryota; Metazoa; Chordata; Actinopteri; Syngnathiformes; Syngnathidae
Gene: olig3
Product: oligodendrocyte transcription factor 3
Exons: 1
Coding region: 1-783 (260 amino acids)
Molecular function (GO): protein dimerization activity
Source: RefSeq, a predicted model, not a curated record
AUGCAUUCCGACUCCAACCCCAGCAGCAGAGCCUCCUCCCCGGACAUGGACGCUAUGUUCCUCCGAGAGCAUCUCCACUUCCAGCAACACCCGGUUUCCUCCUCCACGCAGGGCGGACUCCAGACGUCCGAAGCCAAGUCCACAUCUCCCGCGGGCAGCAGCAGCAGCAGCGGCGGCAGCAGCAGCAGCGGCGGCGGCAACAAGUACAAGCUGAAGAAGCAGGUGACGGAGGAGGAAAUGUUCCAGCUGCGCCUGAAGAUCAACGGCCGGGAGAGGAAGCGCAUGCACGACCUCAACCUGGCCAUGGACGGCCUGCGGGAGGUGAUGCCCUACGCGCACGGACCCUCCGUCCGGAAGCUGUCCAAGAUCGCCACGCUGCUCCUGGCCCGGAACUACAUCCUCAUGCUCAACAGCUCCCUGGACGAGAUGAAGCGCCUGCUGGGUGAGAUCUACGGCGGGCAGCACUCGGCCUUCCACUGCGGGCCCGCCGGGCACCAGGUGCACCCCCACCCCCUCCUCUCCUCCGCCGCCGCCACCUCCUCCACCUCCUCCGCCCUGCCGACUCUCGCCUCCAUCCGGGCCCCUCACCCCCUCAUGAAGGGAUCCCCGGCGGCGCCCCCGAGUCUGCAGCUGGGCUCCGGCUUCCAGCACUGGGCCGGACUGCCGUGUCCGUGCGCCAUCUGCCAGGUGCCGCCUCCUCCGCCUCCUCCUCCGCCCCACAUCUCCAUCGCCUCCUCCGGCCUCACCAGACUGAGCGGGGAGGCCAAGGAGGCCAUGAAAUGAUCCUCCCGCCCCGCAGGGCUACAUACCUCAGGGGUGUCCAAACUUUUUCCUCACGGAAAAAUUUCAGCAUGCGGGGAACAUUUUCAAAGCAUAACAAAAUAUAUGGAUUUUUUUUUUUUUAAUCCUUAGGGCUCCUGGGGAACAUAGAGUCACUAAAAUGUUAACAAUAAGUCAAAUUAUUAUUAUUUUUUUAAAUUUAAUGCUUAGAGUAAAUCUCUAUAUCAGGGGUCGGGAACCUUUUUUGGCUGCGUGCAUUUUUAACCUUCGACCCGUUUUAGUUUUUAAAUGCAUAAAAACACCACAUACAUUUAUUUUAUUUUUUUUGCAUCAAAGCUUUUUGACUUUGUCAGGAACAUCUUUGUCAACAAAAUAAAACAUUUUAAUUUGUUUCACUAAAUUAUAAAAUGCUCUGGUAGAAAUUAUGCCCUUGGUGUUGUUAGGGUCGGUUUCGACCCAGUUAUAAAAAUAAGAUGAUAAAGCAAUGAUAAGAGCCAAAACUGAACACACUGACAGCCAGCUCCUCUCCCAAUCAUGUGAGCUUUAGUGGAUUCUCAUUUUACCUUGUUAUCCUGUACAAAAACAAACAAAAGACGGACACUAAAAGUGUCACUUUUUGCCACUCUGAUUUUGUUUUUUUAUUAGUUUUGGAACUAGUAAUCCAUUUCUCUUGAUUUCAUUUGCUUGUUUGUUUGAUGUUGGAUUUCUGUUGCUGAAAAAAAUACUUUUUAGCCUUUUUCUUGAAGUAAAUAUAUAUGGGUCGAAAUUGACCCGUAACACCAUAGAUGUUACUAUAGUUAAAAUUCUUAAAAUGAAAAAAUAAAUAAAACACAUUUAUUUAAGAGAUGUGUUCUAAUACCCCUUAGUAAUAGUUAGGUAACACAACAACCUUUUUUUUAUGUAUAUGAUUCUCUUGAGGUUCGUUUUACCAUUUUUAAAAAUUGAAAUCGAGGGGUAUACUGACAAAAAAAAGGCCCAAUGGCCCAAACCAAAAAUAUUAAAACCAAUAUUUUCAAGGAUAAGGAAGCCUAACGAGGUAACCAAGAGAUGAGAAACAAAUUUGGAUGAUAGAUCAUUGUUUUUAGUGUAUUUUACAGCUGAUUUAAGACAUGGGUCAAAACCAACCCGUUAACAUAAGAGAUGGUAACAGAAAGCUAACACAAGAGGAAGGUUAAGUAACGUCAACAUUUUUGGAGUACAAUAACUCUUAUAUUCUUUUUAAUAACAUUUUUAUUCUGAAGCCGACCAAUAAUAAAUAGAAUACUUCUUAGCA